UUGAGGUCUUGAACGUCUCUGUCAGUCGGCAGUGUUCUGUGUUUAUUUAUUGCAUUACGAUCUUUAAUAAGUGAUGACGGAGAGAGGCGACCCGGCGGCCCGGGCGGUGCUUCAGCAGUGUCUGCAGGCCAAACUGCAGGUGAGACCAGCAGAGGAACCCUCAAAGGAACCCUCAAAGGAACCCGCAGAGGCUCAGUUCGUCCAGAUCGACAGAGGAAUGGUGAUUUAUAUCUGCUUCUUUAAAGGAGCCACGGACGACAUCCUGCCCAAGAUGGUGUCCACGCUAUUGAACGUCCGGCUGUGUGAGUCCGACUCGGGGAAGACGGUCUCGGUGUCGGAGCUCCCCGGCAGCCUGCUCAUCGUCCCUCAGGCCACGAUGGGCGGGAAGGUCAAAGGUCGAGCCAUGCAGUACCACGGCAAUAUCGGCAAAGAGGACGGCCGGCGGCUCUACGGCGCCUUCGUCUCGCUGUGUGAGGAGGAGCUGGCGGCCGCUUCGGCUGAAGUGAAGGUGAAACACGGGACGUACGGAAACAGACAAGUGCUGAAGCUCGACACCAACGGACCGUACACACAUCUGAUGGACUUCUGAGGAGUCGAGCUCAAGACUGUCUCUUAAUUCACGUCUAAAUAUCCACCAACAAGGCCACAAACAGACUUUAUGUGUUGAUAUUUGAUUUAUGCAUUUAUGUCUUUCUAGAUUACAUUGGCUUAUGUCACAGUUUGUUGUGUAACCACAACAGACGACAGUAAAUAGAAUACGAAAGUCUAAAAUUAAUACUUAGUUUAAUUUGUCCUCUGUGAGCCACAGUGAUGCAGGAUGUGAAGUCUUCUCCGGACCAGCAGGGGGCGCUCAGCUGCGUUUCAGGGACCGGAAAUAAACAGCACUCAGUAAACUUGGGUUACAGCAGCUUUUACAACCUGCGUCAAACCUGUUUCUCUGUCAAGUCAGCGGCAAGUGGGAUCAAUGUCACUUCCGGUUAAUCGCUUUUGCUGCCAAAAUAAAAGGACGAAAAUAACGGCA
Molecule: messenger RNA, 1021 nt
Organism: Anarrhichthys ocellatus (wolf-eel)
Lineage: Eukaryota; Metazoa; Chordata; Actinopteri; Perciformes; Anarhichadidae
Gene: dtd2
Product: D-aminoacyl-tRNA deacylase 2
Exons: 3
Coding region: 74-589 (171 amino acids)
Biological process (GO): tRNA metabolic process
Cellular component (GO): cytoplasm
Molecular function (GO): D-tyrosyl-tRNA(Tyr) deacylase activity
Source: RefSeq, a predicted model, not a curated record